AUGAAGAACACAAAAAAGAAUGAAUGGAAAGGACUGAGUUUUGGAGCUUGGCCAAUUAUGCAGGGAUAUCAGAGAAGAUUGUCCCGAAAGAUUCAAAACAUUUUGUUUAUGUCCCUGGUACUUCUUUCCUUUAUUUUCCUCUAUAAAAAAUAUUUUUUUGUUUGCAGAGCCAAGGAGGACCAGAGAAUGGAGAAGAUGUGCUUAGAUUUCAUAAACAAGAAGGUUGAUAAGUGCUUACAGCACAAGUCGAGGUACGACCAGAACAAAGAGUUUGCGGCUAUCAAGACACACUUGCCGCUGAUUCCACUAAAGAUGACACGAUCGAAUGCGGUUUUUCUGUAUACACACAAGAAGCCUUAUGUUGUGAUCAAAAGAUGCAUUGCGCCAGAUGCACCGGGGCUUGCCGAGGAUGAGAUGCUGAAAUCUCUGGACCACAAAAAUGUUGUAAAGUUCUUCAAGUCGUUUAGAGAAAAAUACGUGAAUCUGAAGGAAGAGGAAGAGACGAUUAUUUGGAUAUUUAUGGAGCACAUGGACAUCAAGGUGUCUCAGGAUGUUGUGAAGGGGAAUGAAAAUAAAAUAAGAGAGAUUACCAAGGGGAUUCUGCAUGGGCUCCAAUAUCUUCACAGCAUGGGAAUAGCACAUCUCGACCUGAAGAUUUCAAAUGUUAUGGGAAAGGAAACAAAGGAUGGGAUUGUAUAUAAGAUUAUUGACUUUGGAUUUGCCCGGAGGCUUGCGAAUGUAGGAGACAAUGCCGAGAUCCAAAUUCCCUCGAAGAGCUUUGGAACCUAUCCAUACAAGCCGCCCGAGACGUCGCAACUGAAUAUGCAUGGGAUAAAGGGAGACAUAUGGUGCCUAGGAGCCAUAGUAUGGUUUCUAUCGUGGAGACAGACACCGUUCUACUUUGAUGAUGGGAGGAAGAACUUAGAGGAGUGGAGGAUGUUUAUCCGAGGAAGAAUUCCUAUUUCCUUCAAGCCUAACACAUCUCCUGCACUGAGGAACUUUGUAAGGAAAUGUAUGGAUUUCGAUAGAUUUGCAAGGCCAAGUGCCUCUGAGCUUCUGGAGCAUCCUUUUAUAACAGGAGUGCCAAUGAAGGUAACCGAGGAGGAGAUAAACGAGAUGAGUGAAGAGUUUUCAUCUAGCUCUGAAUACAGUGACACAAGAUCUGAAGAUUAA
Molecule: messenger RNA, 1173 nt
Organism: Encephalitozoon intestinalis ATCC 50506
Lineage: Eukaryota; Fungi; Microsporidia; Unikaryonidae
Product: calmodulin-dependent protein kinase
Exons: 1
Coding region: 1-1173 (390 amino acids)
Biological process (GO): protein phosphorylation
Cellular component (GO): cytoplasm
Molecular function (GO): ATP binding; protein serine/threonine kinase activity
Source: RefSeq, a predicted model, not a curated record